Bufo gargarizans (Asiatic toad) is the source of this 3254-nucleotide messenger RNA. RefSeq names its product chromosome 8 C2orf69 homolog (gene C8H2orf69). Bases 318 to 1190 code for a protein of 290 amino acids. NCBI's taxonomy places the organism in Eukaryota, Metazoa, Chordata, Amphibia, Anura, Bufonidae. The transcript has 2 exons. Gene Ontology annotation, cellular component: mitochondrion. The record is from RefSeq and is a predicted model, not a curated record.
CCCUGUGAGGCCUCAUGGUGGAUGGAAGGACCUGCGAGUUGGUGUAAGUCCCCAUCGGAUAAGGACCAGGCCAGGGUCAGCGAUCCAGAAGGCUUCCCAGAGAGAGAGAGGACCGGGUCCCAGAAAGCUGGAAGAGCCGUGGAACGGUUGGAGUUACCAGGAGAGGUGGAGUUGCUCAGCAUGGAGAAGAACUAAUCCGCCAUUUUGUGAGCUGCAUGAGAGAACCGUGUGGAUCCGGAUUCUGUUCGCAGGAAUGAGUAUCGGCGUCAGGAAGCUGAUCGGAACAGAGGGUCAGAGUACAGGAUCUGCAGGGUCACAUGUUGUGGCAGGGACUUGCUGUCAGUCUGGAGCAACCAGUAAACACAGGACAUACCCAGAAUUACCGGGAUAUUAUGGCGAAUCAUGCAGAGAAUUUUCGCUGGAUGCGCUGGAGCCUGGAAGAUAUUUCUGCCAUUCUUUCUGAACGAUUUCCCGCCAGCUACAUCUGGGUAGUAAAGCCGUCGCGCAUGCACCUGCACAAAUUCAGCUGCUACGACCACUUUGUGUCCAGUAAUAUGUUUGGCGCUCCGAAGCACAGCGCAGAACUGGGAGCUUUCAAGCAUCUGCACUCGUUGCUUGUGAACGCCUUCACCAUGGCUCAUAACGUACUUCUCUCUGACAGCAAUAAGUACAUCAGUAACCGAGACUACAGUCGUUCCACGUAUUCUACCAACGGUUGCCAUUCUGAAGAAGGGGAGGACUCUUGCUUCUCCAAAGACCCUGCCAUUUACCUCGGUCUACCGUCCAUGAAGGGUUCGCUGUCGUUCACUGUGAUUGGGUUCAGCAAAGGCUGCGUCGUGUUAAAUCAACUGCUCCAUGAAUUGCAGGAAGCUAAAAAAGAUAAAGAGAUCAGUUCUUUUCUUGCCAACAUAGAAGCCAUGUAUUGGCUGGACGGAGGCCAUUCCGGCGGUAGCAACACGUGGGUAACGUGCCCGAACAUUUUAAAGGUAUUUGCCCAUACAGGGAUUGCGGUUCACACUCAUGUCACUCCAUAUCAAGUAAGUGACUCUAUGCGUUCUUGGAUCGGGGAAGAACACGGAAAGUUUACAGAACUUCUUAAAGGUUAUGAUGUAAAGGUUGGUAAUCAGUUCCAUUUUGCCUAUGAGACACCUUCAUUGGAUAACCACUUCCGAGUCCAUGAAGUUUUCUGAGUGGCCGACCAGCCUCCAUCAAUGGGAGCCGAUACCCUGCAGCGUUUCUUAGAUCUCCACACCAUAAGACGCAGUCUUCAUACAAUGUCCAUGUGCUGCAUGCUCCAUUGGUGGGUCUGUGCUCAUGGAGCUGCAGACGUCAAGAAUCGCCAACAUGUAUUGUAUCAGGAACACAUACUUUACAUACUUCAUUACAUGGUAAGAAAUGUCAGACGUAUAUUAAUACAUGCACUUUAGGGCUUACAAGCAUGAGCAAUUUGGACUUCAGCUAAUGAAUACAGGAAACCUCUCAAGUAUGCUCUUAUUGCUAUUAGCUCUGUGGUUGCUGUUUUAUUACAUGGAUUAGAUUAAAGGAGUUAUCGCAUCAAUAUGUAUUUAUCACCUGUCCACAGGAUAGGCAGUAAGUAACGCAUUACAGGGUCCAGCCGCUGAGGACCCCACCACCCUGAAUGAAGAAGAACUGCACGUCUGUCCACUGCUCCAUUCUUCUCUGUGGGACUGAAGGAGCACUGUCUACAUUAGGCCCAUAGAACUGAAUGGAGCAGUGGGCAGUCAAACACAUUACCGUCCUAUUCAGGGAGGAGAGUCUGGACCCCUCAUUCUCAGGAUGACGAGGGGAUCCCCAGUGCAUUAUGUCUCAGCUAUCCUUUGAAUAGAUGAGACAUAAUUUUUGUGGGAUAACCCCUUUAAGGACCACACCCAGGUGCACUCACCACUUCCGCAUUACAGCGAUUCCCCUGUAUACUACUGGUAUUGGAAUCCUUACUUUGCCUGCUCGUCCAGUCAGAAUCCAGACUGCUGCUCACAGCAGCUUACAUUCUGCUGACAGUUUCUCCAGCAAUAGAGAAUUAUUGGAUUAUCCUGAUCGCUAGCCUACUGGGAGAGUAGUUUCUGCAGUUGAUGUGUCUCUGGAAAUUGCUGUAUAUGUAUCUUUGUGAUACUGCCAAAAUCGGUGUAUGGGGCAGUCGGGAAGAAGUGGGCAUACGGCCAUGGCAGUGCCAUGUAAUAGCCCCGUCCACCACGGCAGUGCCCACACAGUAUUAGCGCGUUCCUUCUCCAGAAUUGCACCCUUCUGCUGAUAACGUUUACAGACUGUUGCAUGUUUCAUGUAUGCAUGCACGUGUAUUAAAGGGGGACUUUUUUAGAGGUGUUUUACUGAGCUGGGUUACUUACAGUAGCAGUAUUGGCAAAUGGGUGCCACCAUUUUGAAUAUGCGACCGAUGUAGAACAUCCUGCCGUAAAUUUAUAAUGGUGUUGUUGCAGUCAGAAUUGGUUAAACAUGGAGGAAUCCUUAACAUAUUUUACUUUUGUCUGUGAUGCAGGGUUUGUCUAGGUUUUAUGACUUUUAACUUUUAACUGUCACUAGCCGCCUGUGGUGCCUGUUGAAUAAAUCCCUCUCCCUUCAGUGGUCAUUGGUUUUCAUCCUGUAAACUUCCAGAUGACAGGGGUCACGUGUGCCGCUGCAGCCGAUGAUUGGCCUUAGCAGCGACAUGUCCCCAAGCGGCACGUGACCCAGCAGUGAUGUGCUACUUGAAGACCUGUCACCAUUGAUGCCAGGUAUUGGCUGCAGCAGCACACUUGAUCCUGUGGUACGGAAGUUUACAGGAUGGAGACCAAAGACCACUGAAGGGAGCUAAAAUGAAUUGGUGGGGGCAGGGGAGUAUGAUUAAUUUUUUCCCCCCAAAAGAUAAGGACAAAAAAAAGCAAAAAUUAAGUUGGAUAAAGGGACCUGUCAUGCUGAACAUGCAGUCCAGUCUGCAAGCAGUGUGUUAUACAGGGGAAAAGGGGUCAGAUUGAUUCCUUUUAUUUUUUAUUUUUAUUAUUAUUAUUUUUUUGACAGAAAAGGUUCUAUAAAAAUUUCCCUGGGCUUUUGGGUACAUUGGGUGAGCUCAGUGACUGAUGGCGUUCUCAUGAGUGGGCUUUUAGGCUACUUCCAUACUAGUGUUUUAGUUUUCCAGUAUUGAGAUCAGUCAUAACGGCUCAAUACUGGGAAAAAAACUGAACAGAACCAAAUGCUCCAAAAUGUAUUCCGUUCCGUUUGGUUGCAUUCCCAUAUCGGAGAGC